CUCGGCCCAGAGGAACGACCGGGCCGCGACUAUGAGUGAGGCAGAAGUGAAUCCCAAAGCUUACCCGCUGGCUGAUGCACAGCUCACCAAAACACUCUUGGAUCUUGUGCAGCAAUCCUGCAACUAUAAGCAGCUACGCAAGGGAGCCAAUGAAGCCACAAAAACACUGAACCGAGGGAUAGCGGAGUUCAUUGUGAUGGCAGCAGAUGCAGAGCCCUUGGAGAUCAUCCUGCACCUCCCUCUCCUCUGUGAGGACAAGAACGUACCUUACGUGUUUGUGCGCUCCAAGCAAGCUCUGGGCCGGGCCUGUGGCGUUUCCCGGCCUGUCAUCGCCUGCUCCAUCACCAUCAAGGAGGGAUCACAGCUAAAGCCUCAGAUCCAGUCUGUCCAGCAAGCUAUAGAAAGACUGUUGGUUUAAAUACCCGCAAGUUUGUGUGUGGAAUAGGAAGGUGGAGUCAGAGGGAAUUGAUGUCUAGCUUCAGUUGAAAUUAUAGUUUUGAUACUUGUGUUUCAUUUCAAAACACCACGUGAAUUGUUUAACUAUGGAUUAAUUCUUAAGUGUUUCUGCCUCUCUUCCCCCCUAUUUUCUGUUACUCCAUUCCAACACAUUCAUUCUCAUUGUAUUACUUCUUGAAAAGUGAUUUUACAACUGUAUUUCUUAUAUUUGAUGUUUAAAAGGAAAAAAAAUCCCAUCCUUAUCUCCAUGUGUGUCUGCUCAGGGCUUUUUUAACCCUCUGAGGAGCUUCCUAUGUGUUGCAGAAUUUCUGUUAAGCUUCAGCCUCUAACAGGUGUGAGUAACUUUCUGAAUGGUUGUCUACUGAGGGUAAGGUGUGGUGGUUCCUGCAGUGGUGCGUGCAGGCAGCUGGAGUUUUCAGUGAUGGAGCAGCCUAGAAUUGUUGUAAAGCAAACAGCAGCUACUGCAUAGCAGUGAACAGAGCCAAGGUCAGUACACAUAGCACAACCUUUUUGCUUCUUGAAGCCAGAGAAGAGACUUCUGUAAGGGGUGCACAGGGAGCAGAAAUCUUACAGCUGUGCACAAAGGGAAAAUUCUUAUCUCACUUAUUUUUGAAUACUGACUUUUUAAGACAAAUAAAAUUGCUGAUGAAGCCAAAUGUAAUUGUGAUUCCCUUGGCGAAGCAUUUGCAAUUCACUGAAGCGUUCCUAGGUGUAAAGCUGAACUGCUCAGAGAUUGCCUAAAGGCCAUAGCAGUGCAGUAGAAGACAUGGCCAAGACAACAGAGAGCAAGUAAUUUUUCAGAGGAAUCAACCUGUGCUUCAAGAAGAGAAUGCCAAAUAAUGUCAUGUUGUGGAAAAGCAUGAAGCACAAUAGUGUUCUGGAUUUGUAGUGGUUUUGUGGAGCUAGCCUUAGUUAAAUGCAUAUUGUAUAAAAAAAAUCCACUUUCUGCUCUGAGCAGGGUAGUAAACUUCUGUGUUGGAAUGGGUUAGAUCAAACCUGUCCUCUAUUGCAGGAAGCCAAAGCAAAGUAAGCAUGGAAAGACCAAUAGGUUCAACAGCAGAAGGGAAAAGUAAGUUCUGUAAUGUUUCUCCAGAGGCACUAACUUCAUACCUGUAGUGCAUUCAGACUAGAUUAAAUUGGCUCACCAGAGACUGAAGAAAAAUCCCAUCUGUAUUUUUCUAAAUGGCUGGUAACAGUAAUACCCUUAUGGAUGUGAACUUAAUACAAAGAUUGAGUCCUUCUAUUUGUAUGAGGCUUGGAAAGGCUGCUGUGCCUUUCUACUGAUGCUGACCGUUCAGAUAGUUGUGUUUAAAACUAUGACUUUGCCAAGGAGUUACCUUGUUGUACCAUGCCAAGACGGUUGAUGUAAGACAAAGCACACAAGGAGCAGAAAUAAAGGACUCUUG
Molecule: messenger RNA, 1862 nt
Organism: Indicator indicator
Lineage: Eukaryota; Metazoa; Chordata; Aves; Piciformes; Indicatoridae
Gene: SNU13
Product: small nuclear ribonucleoprotein 13
Exons: 3
Coding region: 32-418 (128 amino acids)
Biological process (GO): mRNA splicing, via spliceosome; maturation of SSU-rRNA; ribosome biogenesis
Cellular component (GO): small-subunit processome; box C/D methylation guide snoRNP complex; precatalytic spliceosome
Molecular function (GO): RNA binding
Source: RefSeq, a predicted model, not a curated record